This is a messenger RNA of Loa loa (African eye worm), 147 nucleotides long. RefSeq lists its product as hypothetical. The transcript has a single exon. The record is from RefSeq and is a predicted model, not a curated record. The coding region runs from base 1 to 147 and encodes 48 amino acids. Lineage: Eukaryota; Metazoa; Nematoda; Chromadorea; Rhabditida; Onchocercidae.
AUGCCACAUGGAAAAAUUCUCGAUAGACCAAUAAAUAUGCACUGUCCUCUGAAAAUUAACGAUGAAAGAAACUCCGAAAUUCAAUCGAUAACUCUUAAAAAGCCAAUACAGAAGGUCGACAAACAAAAAGAAGAACCUAUCCCUUAA